Molecule: messenger RNA, 2364 nt
Organism: Owenia fusiformis
Lineage: Eukaryota; Metazoa; Annelida; Polychaeta; Sabellida; Oweniidae
Source: the annotation of a GenBank genome assembly
CGCAAAUUUAAAAUUGAACAACACAAUUUUAGCGAGACCAUGAUCUAAGUCAAAGCUGUGGAAAAAUGGAGAAUGAUAUUCAUAGAGUACGCAGCGUUUGUCCCGAUGUUGCAGAAGAAGACAUCUGUAAAGAUCUCGAGUUGACUCAAAACGUUGAGGAAACAAUCAAUAGGAUCUUUGAUGGAACUAUACUUCAAGCAGUGGAUGAACCUGACUCCCCAAUACAUAUUUUCUCCAGUCCUAAGGCUGAGAGUGACAAUAUCAGUUCAACUGAUGAAAACAGUGACAUGGACCUCCCAUCUGCAAAUCAUAUUUUUGGAUAUAGCAGUAAAUUAGCUCAUGGAGAUGGAACAAAGAAUAAAGUACAUGUAGUAGCAAAAUCAGGUGAUAUCAAUACUGAACAACAUGGAGUAAAAAAAAUUACAUUUAAAUCAAGGAUAAAUAAUGCAGAUAAAAAACUAAUUCAAAAGGUUGAUAUGAUAUCUGAUGAUUCUGAUGAUGGAUGUAAAAUUGAAUCAAAGGACAAAAGUUCAGAUAAAUCUUCAACAAAUCCUGAAUUCAGUGAGAGUGACAGUGACAUAGAACUGGAACAAAUGCCAUUAUCUUUUAAAUUGAAAAGCAAAAUGGGUGUUUGGGGGGAUAAAGAUGGAACUAGAAUUGAAAAAGGAAGCACAAGCAGCACAUUGCUUGAUCGUAGAACUGGAGAACCAAUAGAAGAAUCAGAUUACCACAGUAUUCCCAAGAAAAAGUCAAGAACAAUAUGCAGUACAAGUAAAUCAAGGUAUAGCCCAAAAAGUGACCUUGAUUCACAAGGGACCUCAGCCUCCUCCUCAAGUACUCUAGCAGUUUCUAGCGAUGUAGAUAGCCAAAAGAGAAAUGGUAAUAAAAAGAAGAGAUCACCAGAAGAGAUUGCCGAUCAAAAUAGGAUAAAGGAAUUCAAGAAGCUAGAAAAACAGAAGCAAAAAGACGCAUUGAAACUUCAAAAACAGAAAGACAAGGAAACCCGGGUCAAAGAGAGACUUGAGAAGAAACUCAGCAAGGACAAGGAUAGUGCCCAAAGAAGGUGUCUUCAAGAGGCAAGGAAGAAUGCAAAACCAGGAGAAUGCCUGAAGUUCAUGAGUGUUGUAUUUGACUCUAAGAUCCUUGAGAGCCCUGGUGGAGCUGCAGCGCUAGGUGCCCUUCAAGGCAAUGAUGUGAACUAUCUCAUUGAAUCUCAACCAAUUCCAAACUCCAUCACUUGGGUUAGGAAAACCUAUCAUUAUGACCAACAGAAGAUGACUACUAUUUCUAGGGAGAAUGUAGAAGACCAGGUAUUGAUAUACAUACCAUUAGCAGCAUUCAUAGACAUGGUUAAUGCAUACUCUAAGACAAGCCAAGGAAUAUAUACAACCCAUCAGAUCAGUUUGAACAAUUUAGCACAAAAAGCUACCUCAGGUUUUCCUGGAAAAACAGUGACAUUCUACACACAGGGCCUUGAAAAAUAUUUCAAAGGCCAGAAAACGGUUCAGCAAAGGAAUUAUAGAGGGGCUGUACUUGGCAAAGAUGGAAUAUCACGAAAUUCCAAAGCUUCAAUGGGCAUUGAUGUGUCUGUCUCCAGAGUAAACGUUGAAGAGGCAUUGAUUGAUCUUCACUUGCAAUGUAAUAUAAAUGUGAGAAUUGUUGAAACAAAUGAUGAUGCUGCCAAACUAAUAAUGUCAUUCACAAAGUCUGUUGCUGAGACACCAUACAAGAGGGACAGACUAAAUACUGCUUUUACCUUCAAUGUUGAAGCAGGCUCAGGCAGUGUUAAAAUAAGCACAGUUGUGCCAAACCCAAACGUUACCCAGGCAUGGAGGAAACAGAUGCAGCAGUUCAAAAAUGUCAGUGCACAAAUCGCUGAUGCUAUUGUGGCUGCCUACCCAAGUCCACAAUCUCUUAUUCAGGCUUAUAGGAGAUGUUCUCUUGAUAGGGAAAAGGAACGAUUAUUAGAGAAUAUUGCUGUUAGGAGGGGUGCUGGUGUUUUAGAAUCCUCUAGACGAAUAGGAAAAGAGCUUUCCCGUCGAGUGUAUCAACUAUUCACAUCAAAUGAUCCUGAUUUCCUCUUAAAAUAAGAUAUCAUGGACAUACAAAUUAUAUAACCAUUAACAAAUGGAAAUAAAUCGCUUCAACAAAUUGAAGUGUACAGAAUAACAGUGUUACAUAUGGUUAAUAAAUAUUGAGAACAAAAAUCUUCAGAUUGUUAGUUAUUUAGUUAAGGCAAAAGGUGGCUCCAUGCUAUAGCUGGAAAAGGAGUAGUGAUUUGAUGAGUGUUCUGCUUUAGAGCAUUUUAAUGAUUUCACACUUCAUGUAAGUGACCUUUCAUUUUUAAUUCUUAGAAUUUAGUAU